Messenger RNA from Nymphaea colorata (pocket water lily), 1922 nucleotides. Its product is annotated as UPF0481 protein At3g47200-like. NCBI's taxonomy places the organism in Eukaryota, Viridiplantae, Streptophyta, Magnoliopsida, Nymphaeales, Nymphaeaceae. The record is from RefSeq and is a predicted model, not a curated record. The transcript has a single exon. The coding region runs from base 375 to 1724 and encodes 449 amino acids.
CUGGCUGAUAAGUUGGAAAUUAUUGCAUAAAAACAAAGAAUUGGAAAAAUUUUCGAUCCACUUUUCUCUUUUCUUCUCCAUCCUCUUUUUCUUUUGGCUGCUUGGAGAGAGAAGGCGAUGAUCACUUUGUCCACCUGCCAUUGUACCAGCAGAAUCUCUGUUCUUACUUGUUCCCACACCCAAUGUGGGAUAGAUCCACAAGUGAAAGGCUUCCCCACAAGGACCGCCAUUCUUUUGACCACCCAGUUGUUCCUUUCUUCCGGCGAAAUGCACCGGACGGACUUGUUUAUUAGUAAGCGACAGCAACGCAGUGGGACGGAGAGAGAAUAAAAUCCGGCGAGGCAAGGACGGACCAGGAAGAGUCGAUCGAUCUGAUGGAGGAAGACAAGCAGUGGGUGCUGGAGAUGACGGCGAAGCUGCACAGCUACGACCCCGUCCAAGAGCCCAUGGCUUGGAAGAAUCGGUCGAUCUACAUGGUGCCCUCCAACCUGAUCGAACCCUCCAAGCGGCACGCUUACUCCCCGCAGAUGGUUUCCUUCGGCCCUUACCACCAUGGCCGGCCGCACCUGAUCCCCAUGGAGGAUCACAAGCAGCGGACCCUCCUCCACGUCCUCCACCGCACAUCCAUCCCCUUACAGGCCAUCAUCGACUCCGUGAAGCAGGUGGAGCCGCAGCUCAGGAACCAGUACGACGACCAGGCGUCGCUGCCGGACUCGGCCGGCGCGUUCCUCAAGAUGAUGGUGGUCGAUGGGUUUUUCAUGCUGGAGAUCCUGCGAACGGCGGAGAAGGUGCCGAGCGACUACACGGCCAACGACCCCAUCUUCAGCUGGCACGGCAUGCUCUACGUGCUGCCUUACGUCAAGCGGGACAUGCUCAUGCUGGAGAACCAGAUACCGCUGCUGGUGCUCGACAGGUUGGUGGCGGCGGAGACGAGGAAGCCCAAGUCGGAGGACGGGUACGUGCACAAACUGGUGGCCGAUUUCUUCUCCUUGAAUAUUGAGGCAACCAAGGCCCCCGGCAGUGGUCUGGGGCUGCACGUACUGGACGUGUACAGGAAGGGUCGGAUCGAGGGGCCGGUCCGGCUCCAUCGGUCGGUCGACGGGAAGAAGCAGAGCGUGGUGGUGAGGAGCGUGACGGAGCUGUACGAGGCGGGAGUCCGGUUCACGAAGAGCAAGACGAACAGCCUCAAGGACAUCGAGUUCAGGCACGGCGUGCUGAGCCUGCCGUGGAUCAUGCUGGACGACACGAGCGAGUCGUCACUGCUGAACCUGCUGGCCUUCGAGCGGCUGCACGUCGGCGCCGGCAUCGAGGUCAGCGCCUACGUCUCCUUCAUGGACGAAAUCAUCGACACCGAUAAGGACGUCGCCCUGCUGCAGAAGAAGGGAAUCAUUCUGAACGCGCUCGGCAGCGACAAGGCCGUGGCCAAGCUGUUCAACGAGCUGAGCAGGGACGUCACCAUCGACCCCAACUCCAAGCUCGGCGAGGUCUACAGGGCGCUCGGCGCCUACUCCCUGCAGAAGACCAACGUCUGGAGGGCCAACCUCAUCCACACCUACUUCAGAAGCCCUUGGGCUUUCCUCUCCCUCCUUGCUGCCAUCGUCCUCCUCGGCCUCACCAUCGCCCAAACCGUCUACUCUGCGCUCAGCUACUACGUUUCCUUGAACCAGAACAAUUCUUCUCCUCCGCCGCCGUCACUUUCUGCACCUCCACCGUCCCGUUUUUAGUUGGUCGUGGCGUUAUUCUUCUUUCACUUGGCUUCUUCCCAUCUUUUGCUUUUCUUUUCUUUUUGCUUUGCUUUUUUCUUUUUUCUUUUUCCUUUUCUUGUUCUUCCUCUUUUGAGAUUGCUUCCUGGAUGCCGUGAAUGGCUUUGUUCUCUGUUUACAGCUACGAAAUGGAUUUUCUUCCGCUACAGUUCUCAUGAA